AUGGAUCUGGGCGAGCUCCAGCGCACAAUACCUUGGAAGAGCAGAUAUGCCGUGGAAAUAUUUCUAACUUGUAUACCUGGUCAGUGGCAAGCGAAUGAGCAGCAACUGCGUGACGCCUCGCCGAAUUUCAGCGAGAUGCUCAAGGAGGAUCCCACAGCCGCGGAUGGACGCAGAGCGCCUCGCACCGGCGAGAUCAUGACAUGCCCCACCCUGGCUCGUACAUUUCGCCAGCUCGCAGCCGAGGGCAAGAAGGGCUUCUACGAGGGCCGCAUUGCCGAUGCAAUCGUCCAAGUGAUGCACGAUCGCGGUGGCCAUCUUACACAUGAAGAUCUGAAAUAUCACGUAAAGCAAGGCAGUGAACCUGUCGAGCCGGUCUCUCUGCGCUUCGCGCCCAGCGCCAGCCUAUACCCGGGCGUGGACAUAUGGGAGCUCCCACCGAACGGGCAAGGUAUCGUAGCUCUGAUCGCGCUGGGAAUAAUCCAAGAGCUCGAGAAAUCGGGGCAGCUCACACCUUUUCCAUCGCACAACUCCGCUGAAUACCUGCACCUCCUGAUCGAAUGCCUGCGGAUUGCUUUCGCCGACGGCGCCUGGUUUAUCUCCGACCCGGGCUUCCACGCAUCGCCAGACCUGCUCUGCCCAUCAUAUCUGCACUCACGCGCACAGCUGUUCAACCCCGACACCGCAUCGGCGCCCCUCGCGCACGGUAGCCCGGCCCUGCGAUCCAGCGAUACAGUGUACUUCGCGGUGACGGACGCCGACGGCAACGCGAUGUCUGUGGUAAACAGCAACUACCACGGCUUUGGGAGCGGCAUCGUGCCGGCGAACUGCGGCUUCACGCUGCAGAGCCGGGGGCCGGCUUCUCGCUCGAGGUUGGGCAUCCGAACGCGCUCGCGCCUGUUCGGGGUGAUGGGCGCGUUCAUGCAGCCGCAGGGCCAUGUGCAGGUACUUCUGAACAUGCUAGUUUAUGGGAUGAGUGCGCAGGAAGCGCUCGAUGCACCACGGGUGUGUAUUGGGGGCGGCGUGGCGGAUGGCGAGGGCGUCGUUGACCGGGUCGUUUAUGUCGAGGAGGGGAUUAGCGCAGAAGCAAUUCGGGGUCUAGAGAGCAAGGGCCAUUCUGUGCGUCUGCGUUCGGGAUGGCAGAGAGACAUGUUUGGGCGGGGGCAGAUCAUCCGGAGUGUUGGCGACGGAGGGCAGCGCGUCUUUACGGCCGGAAGUGAUCCCCGCGGGGAUGGCAUGGCGGUGCCGGUGUAG
Penicillium macrosclerotiorum is the source of this 1251-nucleotide messenger RNA. RefSeq lists its product as uncharacterized. The transcript is spliced from 3 exons. NCBI's taxonomy places the organism in Eukaryota, Fungi, Ascomycota, Eurotiomycetes, Eurotiales, Aspergillaceae. Bases 1 to 1251 code for a protein of 416 amino acids. The record is from RefSeq and is a predicted model, not a curated record.